Messenger RNA from Dichotomopilus funicola, 2340 nucleotides. Its product is annotated as ubiquitin fusion degradation protein UFD1-domain-containing protein. The transcript has a single exon. The record is from RefSeq and is a predicted model, not a curated record. Gene Ontology annotation, cellular component: VCP-NPL4-UFD1 AAA ATPase complex. NCBI's taxonomy places the organism in Eukaryota, Fungi, Ascomycota, Sordariomycetes, Sordariales, Chaetomiaceae. Bases 1 to 2340 code for a protein of 779 amino acids. Gene Ontology annotation, molecular function: polyubiquitin modification-dependent protein binding.
AUGGACGGCGAAUUAGCGCAGCUCAAAUGGUCCGCAUCGCUGCGUGUGGCACACCCAUCGCGCGUCGCCGUUAAGGAUCUGGGCGGGGACAAGAUUCUUUUACCGCAGUCCGCCCUCGAGCAGCUCCUUGCUGCUUCCACGACGACGGGGCCCUCGACAUCCCAUACAUUUACCGCGUUCGACCCAUACAACCCUUACUCUGUGGCAGAAGCUCGGCGGGAACGCUCCCUUUAUCGAGAGAACUACCAACAGUUACCUCACCCGUUGAUGUUCCAGCUUGUCAACCAGACAAACGGAAACGCCGUGUAUGCUGGGAUCCGCGAGUUUUCAUCGAACGAAGGGGAGGUCGCGCUGAGCUCACACCUUCUUGCGGCGCUAGGGAUACAAGAGACGGACAUACCGAAUGUUACACUUGCCGAGGAUGGGGUUGUGGACCUCACUAUUGACGAGAGCACCACCCCGCCAACGGAAGACCGUGGGAUCCAGAUUAUCAUCAGGGCAAACCAACUCCCAAAGGGCACUUAUGUACGGUUACGGCCUUUGGAAGCUGGGUAUAACCCAGAUGACUGGAAGGCUUUACUCGAGAGGCAGCUCCGCGGUAGUUUCACUACCCUCACGAAGGAUUCCAUGCUGUCAAUAAAGGGAGCGAAAGGGGAAGAAUUCAGGUUCUUGGCAGACAAGUUCGAGCCAGAAGGAGACGGAAUAUGUGUUGUUGACACAGACCUCGAGGUUGACAUUGAACCUCUGAACGAGGAGCAGGCGAAGGAGACACUGAGGCAGAUCGCCGCCAAGGCCCAACGCGCCCCAGGAACCACCUCCGGAAGCUCAGUGGGACAUACGAUAGACAUCUGGAAAGAUGUCACCGGCCAAGUUCUACAACAAGACUACGUGGACUACGAGCUCCCGUCCUGGGAUAAGUCUAGUGCGCUCGCUAUCGAGUUAUCUGGAGAGGAUGGCGAUAAAUUGGACUUGUUCGUGAGCCCCAGGAGCAACCGGCAACGAGCCGUACCGCGCGCUGAGGAACACGUCUUUGGGGAUUUUUCUUCUCCAAAAGAUGGCAGGAAGGUUAUCGUUAUUUCACCAACACAUACAGCGCUGGAAGGAGCGGAUAGCAUUCUGGUCUCCAUCCACGGCUUUUCUGGCCCAGGGGAUGAGGUAUCAGGGGGAAAUCCAUGGCGGUACACGCUCCGUGCUAGGGCGACCGAUACCCAAAGCUCCAGCGCCGUGUCGGUGAACCAAAAGCCUCCUUCACUAUCACCAGAUGAAGAGCAGUGCAAAAACUGCCUCCAGGUCAUCCCGAAGCGAACUAUGAUGCUUCACGAAAACUUCUGUCUGCGCAACAACAUCGUCUGCCCACGAUGCCAGAACGUGUUCCAAAAGCGGUCUCAGGAGUGGGAGAACCACUGGCAUUGCGACACACACCCAAACGCUUACGGCUCCGACCCCGAAAGCCGAGCGAAGCACGACUACGUCCAACACACACAGCACACCUGCCCAUCUUGUGGGCCAUCAACACCCUUUACAUUCCCCUCGCUCCCCGAACUCGCCCGCCACAGAACAACUAUCUGCCCGGGCAAACUCAUCCUCUGCCAGUUCUGUCACCUGGAAGUCCCCCAAGAAGGCGACCCAUUAGACCCCUCCUCCGAAGCCGAGACCGCCAUCUCCGGCCUAACCGCCCACGAACGCGCCGACGGCGCACGCACAACCGACUGCCAUCUCUGCGGCGCCAUCAUCCGGCUCCGUGACAUGGGAGCACACACCGCCAACCACGAACUCGACAAAGCAACCCGCCACCCGCCAGAAAUCUGCCGCGAUUCCCUCUGCGGACGCACACUGCAUGGCAUCGGCCCGCGCGGCCAGGUCAACGGCGGUACACGUAUGGGCCAGGGGCCCGGGAACGAUCUUGGCCUGUGCAGCCUGUGCUUCUCACCAUUGUACGUUAACAUGCACGAUCCGGAGGGGAAAGCGCUCCGGCGACGUAUCGAGCGCCGGUAUCUCACCCAGCUCAUGUCCGGUUGUGGCAAGAAGUGGUGCGUCAACGAAUGGUGCAAGACGGGGCGGGCGAACCAAGGGUUGAAGAAAUGGGGCAGUAGCGCGGCGGCUGCGUUGCCCCUUGUCAAGCCGUUGUUGGGGGAGAUUGGGGACCAUGGGAAGGCGAUGCAGUUUUGUGUGGAUGAGGGGUCGCAGCGGAGGAAGAAGACGGCGGAGAUGUUGGCUGCGGAGGGGGUGUGGGAGCUGGAGUGGUGUGUUGCUGCGUUGGAGGCGGAGGGGGGGGAUUUGGGGAAGGCGAGGGGGUGGUUGGGGGAUUGGGCGCCGACUAGGGUUAAUGGGAGGCGUUGA